Molecule: messenger RNA, 1553 nt
Organism: Theobroma umbraticum
Lineage: Eukaryota; Viridiplantae; Streptophyta; Magnoliopsida; Malvales; Malvaceae
Gene: TIN1
Product: tunicamycin induced protein
Source: RefSeq, a predicted model, not a curated record
GAAAAAAGUUUAUCCAAAAAAAAAAAGAAAAUCAAAAUCUUCGAAGCUCACCUCCGAAUUCUCUCUCUCUCUUCCUCUUACGGUGUUCUUGUCGGUCGACGACGAUGACGUUUGCCAAGUCUUCAUCCUACACCGUGGCAUUGAUUUUUGUUUUAUUUACGAUUCUAUCCUCUUCCCACGCCCUGGUUUCGACUCAGUAUCCUAAAGCCAUCUCUGAUUUGAAAGAAGCAAUUGUGAAGGGAUUGGGAUUCCAAGCCGAUGAUCUUAAGGUUUCAGGGUUCGAUCUUGGGGAUGCCCUUGUUGGCCAUUCGGUGUCAUAUGAAUUUGACGUUGAAAUCGAUAAGAAGGUGAUUCCGUUUAAGCUUUCGGAGGAUGUGAAUCGGUGGGAGUACGUAGAUUUGCCAAUUUUUAGGGUGGAAGAGCCAGCUAGACCCGGGGAUGAAAAUGGGUUGGUGGAGCAGAAGAGGAAAUCGGACAAUGGGUUACCCGUUUUGGCCCCGUUCCAGUUGGCCGGACCCAUGGAGCUCUGGAUUCAGGAUGCCAAAGAUAUGCGCAUCUCCUUGCCGCAUGAUGUGGAUGCUGGUGUGUUGAAAAAGGUAGUUUUAGCAGAUGGCGCCGUGGUGACUGUCAAGGGUGCGAGAUCAGUUAGCCUGCGCCACCCAAUCGAUCUUCCUUUACCUCUCAACGGAACUCAUAAUGGGUUUGCAUCUGGCCUUAUGGCCCUGGCUGAGCAUCUUCGUGUAGCUUCUCGCGGUCAAGAUGCUCCAAUCCUGUCCCUCCGUAUUGUUGGCCCGACUUCCCUUAGUGUUCCAUCGUCUACAUCUUCAAAUAACAAGUUGAAGCUUAAGCGACUUGCCCCUGGCCUUGUGGAACUAUCCUCAAUGUCAAAAACCAAGGCCAUGGAUGCCCUUUCCACUAUUGAUCCACAAGCAGAAUCCCCUACUGUUCUGACCCCAAAGCACUUUGCUACAAUGUGGCCUCUUGCUUCCAUCAACGGUUCAAAUCCCAAUUUGGUUGGUUUCGAGAUGCUGCUAUCUUCUGUGCUGGGUCCGAAGGCAAGCAAGAGAGGUUCUUUCAAGUUAUUGAAGGCUGAUGUGUCAGCUCAGACGUUUGUGAAGAUUGGGUUUGGGAUUGAAAGGAAGUUGAAAGAAGGGGAUUUGGAGGGUUUUCCUCGGUGGAGGACCAAGCCUGAGACAAUGAGGAUGCAUUUGGAGGUUCUGGCUAGGGUUGAUGGUGAGAAAGUUAUACCAGAGAGAGUGGUGGAGGUUAACCCUGUUGUUAUAGAGGAUACUGUGGCACCAAAUGUGCUGACAGGGAACAUCACAAUGUCAACAACUCCUGUUGUUUACACUCCUUCCAACCCCUUCACCUUGUAAAUUGUUAAAGAGAGAAAAGGAUUACAGAUUUUGUCGAGUUAAAAGAAACUGUAAAGAUGAGUUGAGAUCAACUAUACCUUUUUUUUUUGGGGUUCAUUCUUGGAAUAUCUAAUGAGUUAGAAGAAUUGUAAGUCUCUAUAAAUUUGUUGAAUAAAGUUAAAGAUGGCAUUAUCACUA